UACACACCACGGGAAAAACACCAUAAAACGCAAUGGAUUUGAGUGUAAUUCAUAAACAAUACCGAACUGUUCCAUAUGGUUGAGAACCACUGCCCCAGCAACAUCUCCCUUGACCUUGAUCCUCCUCGCUUAAUACCAUUCGGGAGUGUUCCAUCUCGUUUCCGCGCGCGCUCGUGGGCUCCCCUAUUUGGAGAACGCGCAAGUGGAACAACAAUAACAAUCCCUCCAACCCCAACGGCAACAAUAACAAUAAUAAUGAUUCUCCACUGCCGCCCUGCCUGCGACUAAGGCCAUGGUGCAGCGUAAGGUUCGUACAUGUAUAUAGCACACAAAAAUAUUUCGCAAUGUCGUCUUCGCCUCCGCUGCCAGCGAAAAACCUAGGCAAAGGCUCAUUGCCAGUCGGAAAGUCCAACGGAGCGGUCCUGUCCAGGGCGAGAUCCCGACCCUCCGAGGAAGCGAAUCUGGAACAAUCAGAUCCGCACAAUGUGAAUCAGUCCGUGAAGGUGUGUCCCCGGAGGAAGUUUUCAAAUUCGGUCGUGUCUUGCCGAAACGCGAAAAGUGGCGUCAUCAUCAUUGAAUCUCAAAAGUGUGAUGCGACGAACAGCAACCAACCAACCACGACCAUCAACAGUCAGCGUGUCAUCCAGGAAUUGCUGGUAUUAGUGCCUGUUACGAGAAACAUAUCGCAGUAAACAUCGUCGUUAAUCAGCGCGCAGCUGUGAUAUCAUGCCAUGGGUUGCCUCGAUCAACAUGCUCCCAUACACACAAUGGCGAAAACGUCACCCAUCGAAUCCAAGCGAGCAAAGCAACCCACUAACAGAACGUGAACUGGAUGCAGUGAAAAAAGCGGAGAAAGCACCUUGAACUUCGCAUGCCACGACCGAAAAUCGCGAGCAACGAACGAAAACAACAACAAACACACAUGCGAGAGCGUCGUGCUGGCAGCGAAGACCAAAAAAACGAGCAACAAGAAUCCAACGAAAGAAACAUUCAUUUUUGAACUUGAACUUGAACGCAGAGCUGUUGCAGCAGGGCGGGCGGCGGACAGCAGCGACGUUGAUGACGGUGGUGCCCCACUUGCUGGCCCAAGCCCCGACCCAAGCCAUACUGUAUGGCCCAUACACGCGAGCGAACACAACCGCAUCAUCAUCGUCAUCGCAGUCAUCGAAGUGGGUGACGCGAAAGGGGGAAACAGAGUAAGUCAAUAAUCGAUAAAGAUGACUUUUUAUUUUGAGAUGGUGUGAGUGAGUGAAUGAGUGACUCUCGGGAGUGACUUGGGAGGAAAAUAACACACUAGGAAAUGUCGCGUGUAGGAGUGGGUUCUUGAGUUUGCGGUGAGAAGGUGGUGAAAAUGGACGAUGGAGGAGAGGGGGCCUCACCCUAACGCCCACUGAUUGAGGUGAACGCUGUGAGAGGGGUAUGCAAAAUGAAAUAUUUUGAAUUUUUAUGCAUUGUUUGGAUCGUAGGUAGGCAUAUUGCAUUUCACAGCGUGGGAGGAAUUGCUGUAAUCCUGAAUUCGUUUCGGGAGCAAAGUUCUUCUCCGAGUGAUGGAAAAAGGGUUUUUAGGAAAUUAAAUUCCCGGCACAUAUGAACUAUAACAAAUGAAUUUCCGUUUUCUAACUACAUUUAUAGGGUAACGGGAGGUAAUGUUAGCCUUGGAUGUAACUUUGGCUUAUCAUGCAAAUUAUUCAACAAUUCAGCGAUAAUAAAUCGUUUUGUAGAGAGAUAUUUAUCACUGAUUCUUCAAAAAUGGGUAUCAAGCUUAUUUAAUUUACAUUACGCUAGAUUCAUGCACUUCUUCAACUAAUACACGCAAUAAACA
Armigeres subalbatus is the source of this 1822-nucleotide messenger RNA. RefSeq lists its product as uncharacterized. Bases 345 to 692 code for a protein of 115 amino acids. NCBI's taxonomy places the organism in Eukaryota, Metazoa, Arthropoda, Insecta, Diptera, Culicidae. The transcript has 3 exons. The record is from RefSeq and is a predicted model, not a curated record.